CAUGAAAGGAACUGAAAUUGUACCUUUUCAAAAUAAGGAAUCAACAAACAGCGUGACGAUCAGCUUCUAAAAUCUAACAUACUAAGUUAACGUUAAGAAUCCUUAGAAUGUUAUUGAGAAUAAAUUGAUCCUAAAUAACAUUUCUGGAAUCUGUAAACCAGGUUAGGUUACUGCAAUUCUUGGAGCUUCUGGAGCAGGAAAAACAUCAUUACUAAACAUUCUUGCCAAAAGGAUAACUCCUGGGGGUAAUGUGACAUUGUAGGGAACAAUUAAUGCAAAUGGCUAGCCUUAUAAUAGUGAUAAAUUUUCUCAAUUUUCAUCUUACGUUAUGCAGAAUGACGUCCUUUUUGGAACUUUGACUGUACGAGAAACUUUAGAAUUUGUAGCGAAUUUAAAGUAUGCUGAUCCUUAAUAAAAGAUUGAGAAAGUAGAUUAUGCAUUACAGACAUUGAAAUUAGAAAAAUGUCAACAUACAUUAGUAAUUACUUUUAAUAUUUCAAUAGAUUGGUAAUGCUAUGAUUAAGGGUAUUUCUGGAGGAGAAAGAAAAAGAACAUCAAUCGGAGUUGAAUUAGUAAGUGAUCCAUUUUGCAUUUUAUUGGAUGAACCAACUUCAGGAUUGGAUUCAUUUACUGCUUUUGUCAUUAUGUAUUUUUAUUUAACAUCUAGAAAUCUGCUUCGAAAAUUGGCUCGCACUUCAGGAAGAACAAUAGUGUUUACAAUUCAUUAACCAAGUGCUGAUAUCUAUACGUUAUUUGAUCAAGUCAUGCUUUUGGUUUAAGGGAAAUUCAUAUAUUAAGGUAAAAGAGAAGAGAUGGUUAAUUACUUCAAGAGCAUAGGUUUUGAGUGUCCAGCACAUUCCAAUCCACUAGAUUAUCUAAUGAGUAUAAUGCAUCAUGAUGAUCCAAAUCAUCCACAUUAUCAAACUCUAUUCUCAGGAUAUAGUUCAAACUUUGUCUAGUAGAUUGAAAAUGAAAUCAACGCCAUUUAAGUCUAACAGAUAUCAAGACAGUCAAUUCAAACAUCUUUUGGAUUCUAAGUUAAGGAAAUCUUUAGAAGAGGAAUGAUUAAUGUGAAGAGAGAUAAAGUGUUAGUGAGAGGCAGAUUAGUAAUGACUAUAUUCAUUGGUCUACUAAUUGGAGGUAUAUUUUGGACAGCAGGUAGUGAACCUGGAUACAAAGGAAUUUAGAGUACAAUAGGAGUUUUAUUCUUUUUGGUGAUGAGUAGUUUUAUGGGAGCUUUAAAUCCUGUAAUGGUACAAUUUCCAUCUGAAAGAGAAGUGUUUUUAAGAGAAGAAAAUUCAAAGUUGUAUUCGACUGCAGCUUAUUUCACUGGCAAAAGUUCUGUAGAAAUUCCAUUUCUAUUUGUUUUCCCUAUCAUUCAGUAGCUUAUUUGUUAUUGGAUGGUUGAUUUAAAUUACAAAACCGGAGACAUAGUAGUGAUAAACAUCAUUAUUUGUAUUAUGCUUGGUUUGAGUGGAAACAGUUUUGGUAUAGUUUAAUAACUAUUAAUUUAGGUCUUAUGACUGGAUGUAUGUUUAGUGAUCUUAAAGCAGCUGCUGGAUUUUUACCUGUAGUAUUGAUGCCAUUGGUUAUAUUUUCUGGUUUUUAUGCUAAUCAAAAUAUGUAUAUGGAUUGGAUUGGAUGGAUCCAGUAUCUAAGUCCAAUGAAGUAUGCCUUUGAAGCAUUAGUAUGGAAUGAAUUCGAAACUAGAGACGAUGAAUUCGUUGGUAAGACUAUAGAGAACUCCAAUCCUAUUGAUACCUACAAUCUAACUUUAGGUCUUUGGAAAUGCUUGGUCAUUUUAGCUGCUAUAAUAUUGUUUUUCAGAUUUAUGGCUUUAAUGUUUUUAUACUUGUUAAGAGGAAAACAACAAUGA
Paramecium octaurelia is the source of this 1876-nucleotide messenger RNA. The record is from the annotation of a GenBank genome assembly. Lineage: Eukaryota; Ciliophora; Oligohymenophorea; Peniculida; Parameciidae.